GACAAGGGGAUGGUGGCCCACAUCAACCAGAGCCGACUCAAGGCCAAGGGCUUGGGCCAGCACCACAACGCCCGGAACUACGACAACCAGAGCUUUGAGGAGCUGCGAGCAAUCUGCCUGCGGAAGGGGGAGCUGUUCGAGGACCCCUUAUUCCCUGCCGAACCCAGUUCACUGGGCUUCAAGGAACUGGGCCCCAACUCCAAAAAUGUGCAGAACAUCAGCUGGCAGCGACCCAGUCAAAUCACAAGCAAUCCUCAAUUCAUUGUGAAUGGGGUCUCCCCGACAGACAUCUGCCAGGGGGUACUCGGGGACUGCUGGCUGCUGGCUGCCAUCGGCUCCCUGACCACCUACCCCAAACUGCUGUACCGCGUGGUGCCCAGAGGCCAGAGCUUCAAGAAAAACUAUACUGGCAUCUUCCAUUUUCAGAUUUGGCAGUUCGGGCAGUGGGUGGACGUGGUGGUGGAUGACCGGCUGCCCACAAAGAAUGGCAAGCUGGUGUUCGUGCACUCAGCCGAGCGCACUGAGUUCUGGAGUGCCCUGCUGGAGAAGGCGUACGCCAAGCUGAAUGGAUCCUAUGAAGCACUGUCAGGGGGCAACACGGUCGAGGGCUUUGAGGACUUCACGGGGGGUGUGACUGAGAGCAUCCAACUCCAGAGCCCCCCUCAGAACCUGCUGAGGAUGCUUAGGAAGGCCAUAGAGCGAUCCUCCCUCAUGGGCUGUUCCAUCGAAAUCACCAGCAACAGCGACUUGGAGACGUUGACCCAGAAGAUGCUGGUGAAAGGACAUGCUUACUCAGUGACCGGCCUGCACGACGUGUUGUACCAUGGCAGGAUGGAAACACUAAUUCGGGUCCGGAAUCCCUGGGGCCACAUUGAAUGGAAUGGAGCCUGGAGUGACAACGCCAAGGAGUGGGAAGAGGUGACCCCAGACAUCCAGAGGCAGCUGCUGCACAGGAAGGAGGACGGGGAGUUCUGGAUGUCCUACCAAGAUUUCCUGGACAACUUCACCCUCCUGGAGGUCUGCAACCUGAUCCCUGACAUGCUCUCCGAGGACCACAAGAGCUGCUGGCACACCACCUUCUACGAGGGCAGCUGGCGGAGGGGCAGCACCGCGGGGGGCUCCCGGAGCAACCUCGACACCUUUUGGACCAACCCCCAGUUUAAGAUCUCACUCCCCGAGGAGGAUGACGACCCGGAGGACAUAGAAGCUGUCUGUACCUGCCUGGUGGCCCUCAUGCAGAAGAACUGGAGGCAGGCAAGGCCCAGCGGAGCCCAGCUGCAGACCAUCGGCUUUGUCAUCUACCCGGUCCCUAAGGAGUUUCAGAACCUCCAGGACAUCCACUUGAAAAAGGACUUCUUCAUGAAGUAUCAGGACCUCGGCUUCUCAGAGAUCUUCACCAACUCGCGCGAGGUGAACAGCCACCUCCGGCUGCCCCCCGGGGACUAUAUCAUCAUUCCCUCAACCUUUGAGCCCCACAAGGAUGCUGACUUCCUGCUUCGCGUCUUCACAGAGAAGCACAGCGAGUCUUGGGAAUUGGAUGAAGCCAACUGCGCCGAGCUUCUCCAAGAGGAGAACAUCUCCGAGAAUGACAUAGACCAGGACUUCAUACGUUUGUUUCAUAUAGUGGCAGGUGGAGAGGGCAAGGAGAUAGGCAUGUAUGAGCUACAGAGGCUGCUCAACAAGGUGGUCUCCAAAUUCAAAAACCUCAGAACCAAGGGCUUCAGCCUGGAUGUGUGCCGCUGUAUGAUCAACCUCUUGGAUAAAGAUGGCUCUGGCAAACUGGGGCUUCAGGAGUUCCGGAUCCUGUGGAGAAAAAUCAAGAAAUGGACGGACAUCUUCCAAGAGUGUGACCAAGACCACUCAGGCACCUUGAACUCCUAUGAGAUGCGCUUGGCAAUUGAGAAAGCAGGUAUCAAACUGACUAACAAGGUGACACAGGUUCUGGUGGCCAGGUAUGCAAAUGACAACAUGAUCAUUGAUUUUGACAGCUUCAUCAGCUGUUUCCUGAGGCUGAAGGCCAUGUUCACAUACUUUCUAACCAUGGACCCCAGGAAUACUGGCCAUAUUUGCUUGAACCUGAACCAGUGGCUGCAGAUAACCAUGUGGGGAUAGAGUCACUGCCAGAGCCAGGCUUCCUACCACCACCACCGGCCCCCCGGGGGCUCUGGCCUGGGGAGGGGGUUACUCCUUGCUGCCGUCAGCUCUGCAGUCUCUGCUGGUGGAAUGGGCUCCAGGUAGUAGUGCCUGGGCCCCAGACACCGGGCUUACUCCAGCAGUGGGACCUCCAGGCCCAGUCUCCCAGCUCAAAGUGCUUUCCUUUAACACUAGCCAGGCUUCUGGCUGGAUUUACCCUACAGUCUCCCUCCCUGUCUGAGUACAUUUCACUAAAAAUUAGACGACACUUCCCCUGUAUCCCCUGGCUGGGAGGCUGGGAGGCUGGGAGUCUGUGCACGCCUCUUGUGCUGCUCACAUCCUCCUGCUUCAAGGCCUCUCUUUUCCCCCUCCCUCCUGUGCAUUAUUAUAAUGAACCACACAUGGUACUGGCUUCUGUGUCUCUGUGUUUCUGUGCCAGGAAAAGACGGGCAGGGGUGUAAGU
Molecule: messenger RNA, 2596 nt
Organism: Vicugna pacos (alpaca)
Lineage: Eukaryota; Metazoa; Chordata; Mammalia; Artiodactyla; Camelidae
Source: RefSeq, a predicted model, not a curated record